Molecule: messenger RNA, 991 nt
Organism: Diabrotica virgifera virgifera (western corn rootworm)
Lineage: Eukaryota; Metazoa; Arthropoda; Insecta; Coleoptera; Chrysomelidae
Product: glutathione S-transferase 1-like
Exons: 3
Coding region: 153-803 (216 amino acids)
Biological process (GO): glutathione metabolic process
Molecular function (GO): glutathione transferase activity
Source: RefSeq, a predicted model, not a curated record
UUUUCGUAAACUAAAGAUAUCUUAUCUAUAUAACCUUUUGAUCGCUUCUGCAAAAAUAUGCAGUUGCUGUAGUGAUUUCGUGGUGUUCGAACCAAUUCACUUUCAUCAAGCUUGAUCAGUUGCACUGUAACAGUUUUAACAAAAUCAAGAAAAUGGCCCCCAAAUUGUACAUCGCAGAAGUCUGCCCUGCCGUCAGAUCCACUCUUUUAUUGAUCAAAGCUCUGGGUUUGAAUGUUGAGUUGGUUCCUCUGAAUAUGGCAAAAGAUGAACACCUCACACCUGAAUUCUUGAAAAUCAACCCUUUGCAUACAGUACCUACACUGCAAGAUGGAGAUUUCGUUGUAUGUGAUAGUCACGCUGUUAACAUUUAUCUGAUCGAAAAGUAUCACCCAGAAACCGACCUGUAUCCAAAGUGCAAUCAGGCAAGAGCUACCAUCCACCAAAGACUGUUCUUCGAUGCUGGUAUCCUUUUUGCCAGGAUGGCUGAUAUCGUCAAAAGCGUCGUUAGAGAAGGUGCGAAAAUGGUCAGCAAAGACAGGGCAGACAAAGUCAUCGAAGGUUACAGUUUCUUGGAAGCACUCUUAGAAAUGAAUAAAUACGUCGCUGGAGAUCACGUCACCAUCGCUGACUUCAGUCUAGUAACCACUACUGCUUCCUGCAAUGUUGUGGUGCCAAUAGCCUCGAACAGAUACCCCAAGAUCUCUGAAUGGUUGGCUAAUAUGGAACAGCUGCCAUACUACAAAGAAGCAGUCCAGGCUGGACUAGACAUGUUCACCGGAAUGAUGAAAAGUAAACUAGCCUAAUUUAAAGAUAAAUUCGCUAGUUACGAUCAAAAUAAUCACAACGUUGGCAGAGAUGUUGUUUAGCCGACAUGACAAAUAUUUUAUAAUAAUCAUUAUAUCUACAAAUGCAUGUCAUAUUUAUGUGCUCCAUCUUUAUUUAUUUCUUUGUUAUGUGCAAACCUAAAUAAAUAUAUAUUUUAAUGGUCAAA